This is a messenger RNA of Cuculus canorus (common cuckoo), 6603 nucleotides long. RefSeq names its product ADAM metallopeptidase with thrombospondin type 1 motif 14 (gene ADAMTS14). NCBI's taxonomy places the organism in Eukaryota, Metazoa, Chordata, Aves, Cuculiformes, Cuculidae. The record is from RefSeq and is a predicted model, not a curated record. The transcript has 22 exons. Gene Ontology annotation, molecular function: metalloendopeptidase activity. Gene Ontology annotation, biological process: proteolysis; extracellular matrix organization. The coding region runs from base 32 to 3541 and encodes 1169 amino acids. Gene Ontology annotation, cellular component: extracellular matrix.
CGCAUCCCGCCCCGCAUCCCGCCGGCCCCAAAUGGAUUAUCUGCGGCUGGUGCUCUCCUGCCUCGUCCCCCUGCAGGGCUGCCUGUCCGCCGGCAGCGCCCCAGAGCUCCUCCUGUCUGGCAAACUCAGCGAGUAUGGUGUGAUCGUGCCCUUCAGCGCCGAUUGCCGCGGUGGCUUCGUCUCGCACGUGGUAUCGGGCGACGCGGGGAUCGGCGAAGCCCCUUGUCCACCGGCCCCGCGCCCGUCCCGCCGCCGUGUCCCCCGCAGCCCUCUGGAUGAGUCCCCCCAGCACCGUGGGGCUGGUGGCCGCUUGCUCUACUUCAACGUCACGGUUUUUGGGAAGGAGCUGCACCUCCGGCUGAGGCCCAACCAGCGGCUGCUACCACCGAGCGCCGUGGUGGAAUGGCAGGAGGAUUUCGAGGUGCUGUUCCAGGAACCCCUGCAGCAGCGGUGCCUUUUCACUGGCGACAUCUCUGGCAUGCCUGGCGCCGCCGUGGCCAUCAGCAACUGCGAUGGACUGGCUGGUCUGAUUCGGACAGACAACAGCGAGUUCUUCAUCGAGCCCCUGGAGAGAGGGCAGCAGGAGACGGAGGAGCACGGGAGAGCCCAUGUGGUGUACCGCCGAUCGGCUAUCCGUCAGGACAGCGCUGAGCCGCACCAGGACCUGCACCCUGAAGUGCCCGGUGUACAGGUGGGUGAUCUUCCCAACUCCCUGGAGCUGAUGACGGAGCAGCUGGGGGAUGCAGAGCGCAAGAGACGCCAUGCCAGGAAGGACGACUACAACAUUGAGGUCUUGCUGGCGGUGGAUGACUCAGUCGUACGCUUCCAUGGGAAGGAACACGUCCAGAACUACGUCCUCACCCUCAUGAACAUAGUGGAUGAAAUUUAUCACGAUGAGUCCCUGGGUGUUCACAUCAACAUCGUGCUGGUCAGGAUGAUCAUGGUGGGAUACCGCCAGUCAGUCAGCCUGAUAGAGCGAGGGAAUCCAUCUCGGAGCUUGGAGCAGGUCUGCCGCUGGGCUCACUCGCAGCAGCGCUCCGACCCGGAGCAUGCCGAGUACCAUGACCACGCUGUAUUCCUCACCAGGCAAGAUUUUGGUCCCGCAGGUAUGCAAGGCUAUGCACCGGUGACAGGGAUGUGCCACCCACUCCGCAGCUGCACUCUCAACCAUGAAGAUGGCUUCUCCUCGGCGUUUGUCGUCGCCCAUGAGACUGGCCACGUAUUAGGCAUGGAGCAUGACGGCCAGGGCAACCGCUGUGCCGAUGAGACGAGCAUGGGGAGCAUCAUGGCUCCUCUGGUCCAGGCUGCCUUCCACCGCUACCACUGGUCCCGCUGCAGCAAGCAGGAGCUCAACCGCUACAUUCACUCAUACGACUGCCUGCUGGAUGACCCCUUUGAGCACCAGUGGCCCACGUUACCCGAGCUGCCGGGCAUUAACUACUCCAUGGACGAGCAGUGCCGCUUCGACUUUGGUGUGGGUUACAAAACGUGCACGGCGUUCCGCACCUUCGACCCCUGCAAGCAGCUGUGGUGCAGCCACCCAGACAACCCCUACUUCUGCAAGACCAAGAAGGGACCACCCUUGGACGGGACUGAGUGCUCUCCAGGCAAGUGGUGCUUCAAGGGUCACUGCAUCUGGAAGACAUCAGAGCAGCCUUACAGCCAGGAUGGCAACUGGAGCUCCUGGUCCAAGUUUGGCUCGUGCUCCAGGACCUGUGGGGGAGGCGUGCGCUCUCGCAGCCGGAGCUGCGACAACCCGCCCCCAGCUUAUGGUGGGCGCCACUGCCUGGGAGCCACCUACGAGUACCAAGUGUGCAACGCUGAGGAGUGCCCGGGGCCCUACCAGGAUUUCCGUGCCCAGCAGUGCUCCAAGCGCAACUCCUACUACACCCACCAGAACAGCAAACAUGCCUGGCUUCCCUAUGAACAUCAUGACGAUGCUCAGAAGUGUGAGCUGAUCUGUCAGUCUGAGGGAACGGGGGACGUGGUGUUCAUGAAUCAGGUUGUUCACGAUGGUACCCGGUGCAGCUACCGAGACCCCUACAGCGUCUGUGUCCGGGGCGAGUGCGUGCACGUCGGCUGUGACAAAGAAGUUGGCUCCCUGAAGCAGGAUGACAAGUGCGGGGUCUGUGGCGGGGACAACUCCCACUGCCGGACAGUGAAGGGAACGUUGGCCAAGACCCCCAAGCAGCCAGGUGUUUUGAAGAUGUUUGAGAUUCCAGCUGGGGCAAGGCACCUUCAGAUUGAAGAGAUGGAGCCAGCAUCCCACAACAUCGCUGUUAAGAAUCAAGCCACGGGUAACUUCAUCCUUAACACCAAGGGCAAGGAAGCCAAAAGCCAGGUGUUUAUUGAGAUGGGCUUGGAGUGGGAAUACACUGUUGAACAUGGGAAGGAGAGCCUGAAAACCAGUGGUCCUCUGCACGAGGCCAUCAGCGUUUUGGUCAUCCCUCAGGAGGAAGAGGCCAGGAGCAGCCUGAUGUACAGGUACAUCAUCCACGAAGAUCUGCUGCCCAUGAUUGGAAACAACAAUGUCCUGCUUGAGGAGAUGGAUUCCUAUGAAUGGGCCCUGAAGAGCUGGUCUCAGUGCUCCAAGGCAUGCGGAGGAGGCAUCCAAUACACCAAGUACGGCUGCCGGAGGAAAAGCGACAACCGGAUGGUUCAUAGAAACUUCUGUGACAACAGCAAGAAGCCGAAGCCAAUCCGGCGGCGCUGUAACCUCCAGGAGUGUUCCCAGCCAACGUGGGUGGCUGAGGAGUGGGGUGCCUGCAGCAGGUCCUGUGGCAAGCUGGGGGUGCAGGCGCGGGCGGUGCAGUGCGUGCAGCGCUUGCACGACGGCACUAACCGCACCCUGCACACCAAAUACUGCCCUGGGCAGCGGCCCGAGACGCGCCGGCCCUGCAGCCGCCAGCCCUGCCCUGCGCAGUGGAGGACGGGCGCCUGGUCGGAGUGCUCGGCGAGCUGCGGGGAAGGCGUCCAGCAGCGGCAGGUGAUUUGCAAAGGCAGCGAGAGCGGCGGGCGCUGUGAGGGCGACAAGCCAGAGGCUGUCCAGGGCUGCCACGUGGCCGUCUGCCUGGGAAAGCUCCCUGGCAUCACUGCCAGCACUGACCCUGGUGACCACAGCACGCCCAGAGGGCAGCGGGUGUCUCAGGAUUUACCUGAAACCCCUGUUGGCAAGAUCUCCUCCAGGGAGCCUUGCCUUGGGGACAAGUCCAUCUUCUGCCAGAUGGAGGUCCUGGCCCGCUACUGCUCCAUCCCUGGCUACAACAAGCUCUGCUGUGAAUCUUGUGGCAAGAAAGCUGCCUCCACCACCGCUUCAGCCCCUGCCACGGGCCUCAGUGCUCCUCCGGGAACCACGGCUCCCAGCCCCUCUCCGCCUCUCUCACCUCGCCCCACCACCCCUGCCCAGGGGAAACUCGAUGGGGACCCUACCCCAGCUCCUCGGGCAGGACCACCAGCUGGCAGAGGGGUGCCCAGCAGCGGUGCUUUCCCUGGGGGGCUUCCAGCACCCAGCGAGCCGGGCAGGGGCCAGGCAGCCAGGUAACCCACUCGGGACUACCUCGCCGUGGGGCAGGGAAAACCUUUUGCCUCCCUCUCCUCCUUCCCCUCCUUUUCUCUCUCCCUCCACUUCCAGUGAUGGUUUUCAGGGGUGACGCUGCCAGGUUAGGAAGUAACCUGGCUCAUCCAGAAAUUUUUGGGAAAACCGCUUUUUUCUCAUGGUCUCCCGCCCUCCCAGCUAUGGCAUUUUUUGUUUUUUUCGACAGUGCCGUGGAAAAAAAGGCGAAAAGAUGCCAAAAAAAAGCAACAGCGGGUUGGCUGCGGGUCACCCACCAUAGGCUGCUUCCUUCCAAGGUGCUAAAAAGAUCGGAGGGGGAGCUUUAAUGACACUUUUUCCUUUCCCCAGCCCCAAGCAGCAGCACAAGAUGUGCUGAAGAGGAGGGUCCUGGCUUUGGCGAUUCAGCCCUGGGGCUUGGAGCUUGGUGGUAGCAAUGAGAGAAUGCUGGGAUGCCAACUGGGCAAGCAGCCAGAGGGAGGUGGUGAGGUGCAGGGGGAAAUGCUGGAAAAAUCCCAAGCUGCUGCCCUGGGCUGCCCCUGUUGGGGUGGAAAGUUCAGAAAACGUGUCUAGGCAGCGUGAAAACUGUAAAUCAGCUUCUGUCUUGCAUUGCAGGAUAGGCAGGAGCUGGUCCUGGGAACUCUAACAUGAGGAAUAAGAAGGUCGAAGACCAAAAAUACGUUUAAAAAAUGCCUGUCACCUUGUGGUGACUUUUAAGCCAAUACUGCCUUUGGCCAUUGUUGAGCUGAUAGCGAUGCCCAGCCUCCCCAGGACCAUAAGCCUGAUCCCUGCACCCUUGUACCCAGUGGGAAUCAGCACCUUUCGGAGGGAAAUGGGGAUGACUGGGAAGUCGGGAGUGGAUUUUAGGGGCAAUUACAAAGAAAGGAGAGAGGAAGAAUUCAUCUGCAUCCUUUUUGUCGCAAGGAGGGGACUAAAGGGGGGGUGAUUAACGCCAUUAAAAAAAUAUUUUGCCAAGUACUAAAUGUAUGCACAGCACUUUAGGAGCCUAGGGCUGCGUGCAGAUUGCUUGGUGUCAGGACAGCCCCUGGCAUAGCGUUUGCCUGGAGGAGUUGAAGUCCUCAAAGCCUCCCCGGAGCAGGGUUGGGCAGCCCGCGGGUCCCUGAGGGGCCGCCGUGGUUUUGGUGCUUAGGGGUGUGCAGCCUCCCCGCUGAGGACAUCCAGCCUCUCGGAGGGUGCGGUGGCAGGGAGAAGGUGGGCUCCUGGGAGGGAUGGAGGUUUUGGAGCUGGAGAGGUGGAGUCUGAGGAAGGCAAGGCUGGGUGGGUAGAGCAGUUUGGUAUUGCAAAGUGGGAUCUCUCUGGGAGCCUGUGCAGGGCAUGGAUGCAUCCUCUGGCCUUGAUGGUGCUGCUUCCCCGGCUGUCCCAGGAGCAGGAUGGGACGUGUCUAGAGGUGGUGCUUGGUAAGCUCUUCAGCUGUAUGGUGCUGUGCCGGGGGAUGCUCAGCACACACCAGGAGCCUGCAGAUUUUAGGGCAUGCUGCUGUUUGAGCCUGGCACUUUCAGUGCUGUUUGUACCAGGGCAGAGCGCUGCAUUGAUAGUGCUUGUGCGGUUGCAAGAAACUUGAGGUCAGGGCAUCAGAGCACAUUCAGUGUGCAAUCUCCUAUCACCCUUUGCUAGCCCGGUAUGGCUUGUGGCGGAGGUGAGUUUGAGGAUGGUACAUGUGGUAAUUGAAAUGAACGGAGACCCCUGUGCAUUCCUGAUGCUUUAAGUGUUUGACAGCCGCAGCCCUCGCUUUGCAGUGUUGCCCUGGAGUUACUCAAAAAGGGCUGAAGAGCCUGCCCGCAGAUCGCAGGGCUGGGUGAACAUUUAUUAACUACUCUUAAAAACACCCGAGGCUGGGGAUCCUCUGCCUCCUUGCCGCUGCCUUGUGGCAUUCAGUGGGCUUUGUGAAAGACAGGACAAAGGCACGUGUCUGUCUGAGCCAAGAAACCAGCGCACCUUGUGGGAUUGGACCGAUGGAGGGAUGCCUACAAAAUGCUGCAGCGAGAUGCGCAGGUGUGAGGCAGGAGAAGGUACCCAGAGGAUGAAUGAGAUGCUGGGGGUAUAGCAGAGUGGGAUUCAUCAUUCAUCCCUCGGACUGCUGACUCCACCCCGUGCCCCUUGCCAGCCUGUCCACCAGCACUGUGUUCUGCGAGAGCACCAGCGUUUAUUUAUUGUGCCAAAGAUAAUGCUUUGUUUACUCUUCAGGGAGCAUCCUCUCCCUGGCAGGAGGGCUGGGGCCGGUGUGGGCUGUGCCACAGCCCUGUCCUCCUGGCUUUACAGCCCUGGGCUGGCUCGGGGCAGGACUUGGCUUGCUUCACCUUCCCUUGCCUGAAGCAAAGCUUUUCUCCAGCGUUCACCUCCCUACCCCAUAGUCUUGGAGGCAAAACCUCCCCUCCUCAAAACCUUCCCCCCUCAAAAAUAGCUGUAAUGUCUCCAGGGCACAGUAUAUGUGUGUGUACGCGUGCCUGCUCGCUCCUUCCUCCCGAAUUCUCAGUUGCCCCCCUCCUUUCACUGCUGUCCUGGGCAUUAGUGUUGUAUUGCAUUAGGAAUAUUUGCAGUGGUUCCUUGCGAUACCUCGGAGGAGAGCUGUGUCUCCCUUCACACCCCAUAGCCAGGGUCUCAGGGGUGCUUCGGAGCAAGGGGGCUGUGCUGCAGGUGCUAAUCCUCACCUCCGGCUGAGGUAGGUGAGUGAGAUUAUUUAAAGCAGGGUGCAAUGAACGCGCCCUCUGCCGCGUGUGGAUGCACUGGGGUGGCGAUUCCACAGGGCCGGGAGAAAGCACUGGGGUAUUUAUUCCAGGUGAGUGCAAGAAGUGCCUGGGCAGGCGGAGGUUGGGUCGCUUCUUGCUGUGCAGAUGCCAUGGUGCAAGGAAAGCUGCGGUGUGGGGAUGUGGCGAUGCCACGUCCCGGCUUCCAGCAGGGAUUUGGUCCUGUCUCCAGGAGGAGAGGGUGCAUCUGGUUCCCCAUGUCGUGGGCUGGGUGGAUGCACCAAGUCAUUCCUGUGAUGUAACCUUGUCCAGUGUUAUGAUGAUGUAUAAAGUUUUGUACAUAUGAGA